Messenger RNA from Mugil cephalus (flathead mullet), 2239 nucleotides. RefSeq names its product solute carrier family 38 member 6 (gene slc38a6). Gene Ontology annotation, molecular function: L-glutamine transmembrane transporter activity. NCBI's taxonomy places the organism in Eukaryota, Metazoa, Chordata, Actinopteri, Mugiliformes, Mugilidae. The record is from RefSeq and is a predicted model, not a curated record. Gene Ontology annotation, biological process: L-glutamine transport; amino acid transmembrane transport. The transcript is spliced from 16 exons. The coding region runs from base 268 to 1623 and encodes 451 amino acids.
GACCGGUGAUUGGUCGAACCCGCGGAGGCUCGAAUUCUGAUUGGUCGGUGUUUUUUCUGACGUGUCAGAUGCGACGGAAGAGAGGGGCACGUGACGUCAGUCAUCAACAACAACAGUCAACAGCUGACAAGUUCGAUAAGAGGAGAGUUUAAAAGCGUUUUUAAAAUGAACAUGGUCUCAUAAUUCUGCGGCUUUUUGUCCGAUACGUUAACCGGAGGGUUUGAGGCGAGCUCUGGGCCGGAGUUUUUUUUUUUUUUUUUUUUGACAAUGAGCGUUAAUAGGGACCCAAACUCAGACUGUGACUACACUGAAGGCGACGAGACUACACCUCUGUUUGGAAAUGGAGCAGUGCAAACCAGAGCCAGGGGAGCCUCCUUUGCCUCAUCAGUUUUUAACCUGAUGAAUGCAAUCAUGGGCAGCGGCAUACUGGGUCUGGCUUAUGCUAUGGCUGGAACUGGGAUUAUUGGUUUCUGCAUCCUGUUGAUACUGGUCUCCAGUCUGGCGUCGUACUCCAUACAUCUCCUUCUGAAGCUGUGCGACCAAACAGGUAUCAAUUCAUAUGAAGACCUUGGAGGGAAAGCCUUGCAAAAACCAGGAAAAGUUCUGGUUGGAAUCGCUAUUCUUAUUCAAAAUAUUGGCGCCAUGUCAUCCUAUUUGUUCAUCUUGAAGUCAGAGCUUCCUGCAACCAUCAGCAGCUUCUUGAGCCAAGACAACACAGGAAAUGCCUGGUAUGAAGAUGGCAGGUUGCUUCUGAUCAUCGUUGCACUUGCUGUUGUCCUACCUCUGUCGAUGUUGCCUAAAAUAGGCUUCCUCGGUUACACCAGCAGCAUCGCAUUCUUCUUCAUGCUGUACUUUGCUGUUGUGGUCGUCAUCAAGAAGUGGUCCAUCCCCUGCCCGCUGCCUCACAAUGUGACUACCCUGUCAGGUGACUUCCAGAUAUCAAAUUCCUCUGACUCAGAAUGCACACCCAAACUCUUCGUCAUCUCCAGUAAGAGUGCCUACGCCAUCCCCACAAUGGCUUUCUCCUUCCUCUGCCACACGGCUAUCCUGCCAAUCUACUGCGAGCUGGACCGACCCACCAAAGUCAGGAUGCAGAACGUUGCAAACAUCAGUAUUGGCCUCAGCUUCCUGAUGUACCUAAUUUCUGCACUGUUUGGCUACCUCACCUUCUACGCUCACGUGAACUCUGAGCUGCUGCUCGGUUAUGAUGCCUACAUGCCACGGGACAUACUGGUGAUGACGGUGCGGCUGGCCAUCCUCCUCUCUGUGUUGCUGACCGUACCACUCAUACACUUCCCUGCUCGUAAAGCCGUGAUACUGCUGCUGUUUGGUGAUCGUCCCUUCUCCUGGCUGAUCCACAUCGUGUCGACUCUAAUCAUCCUGAGCAUGGUGCUGCUUCUGGCCAUCUUCGUGCCUGAUAUUAGAAAUGUGUUUGGCGUAGUAGGAUCAACAACGUCCAGCUGUUUGUUGUUUGUUUUCCCGGGCAUCUUCUACCUCAAGAUCAGCAGCCAGCCGCUCAGAUCCUGUGACUCCAUCGGGGCUGUCGUUCUUGUGGUCCUCGGCUUGAUUAUGGGCAUCAUCAGUUUGUCUGUCAUUAUCAUCACAUGGGUGCAGAGCUCCUAGCGCAUUAUAGACCCAAAUCAAGGGCAAAAGAAGGGAAAAAUACACCAAAGAAACUGAAUGCUGCACAAAUAAAGGGAACAGAUGAAAGCUGACUAGCCACAGGUAUAUUCAGAUACUCAGGUAUAUUAUUUAUGGUAAAGGUAUUCUUAACACUACGUUAGUGUUUUUCUGUACUUUCUUACUAAUCCAUUCCAAACUAGGUUCAUCUUCUACAUGCUGAUCUUCAGACUGUGCCAAAUUUUUAACCUGUCUGGAACAGCAGAUGUCUGAGGUUUAUUUUAUCAGAACAUUAUGAGAACGUGCAAAUCACCUUAUUUUUUAUGUGCUUGGUUUUUAACUUGUCAUAUAAUAUAUAUCUCAUAUUGUUGGGCCAAGUGUAAAAGAUCAGCUCUGUGUAUCUAAAAAUGUUAUUUUUGAUGAAGUCUGAGCUCACACACAAUAAAUGAUGCCAAGUUUUUUUUUUUUUUUUUUUUUUUGUACUGUUUUUGAAAUAGUUUUUAUCCUUUAAUCUUUAUUAGUUCGCCACUCACCAGCCAAACUUGGGGUAUGAUUGUUUCUCCUUUCCAAAUCGCUGGCGUUUAAUAAAAAAAAAUUUCAUGUAACGACAUGUCGGCCU